Messenger RNA from Gastrolobium bilobum, 918 nucleotides. RefSeq names its product thaumatin-like protein 1. Gene Ontology annotation, biological process: defense response. The record is from RefSeq and is a predicted model, not a curated record. The transcript is spliced from 3 exons. NCBI's taxonomy places the organism in Eukaryota, Viridiplantae, Streptophyta, Magnoliopsida, Fabales, Fabaceae. Bases 1 to 918 code for a protein of 305 amino acids. Gene Ontology annotation, cellular component: extracellular region.
AUGUCUCCAUUCUCACAUCACCAACAUUCUUCUAAACGAUUCUUCAUUUUCCUACUUAUCCUCGCUUUCAAAGGGGUUGAAGUUAAAGGGACAACAUUCACAUUCGUGAACAAGUGCGACCAAACAGUGUGGCCAGGGAUUCUAGGAAAACCCGACCUCGGAACCACAGGGUUUGAACUCAAAAGAGGAACCACACGCGCCUUCCAAGCACCAACGGGUUGGUCGGGGCGGUUCUGGGCCAGAACCGCCUGCAAAUUCGAUAACUCCGGCCACGGAACCUGCGCCACCGGCGACUGCGGAUCAGGUGAAAUCAAUUGCAACGGCAACGGGGCAGCGCCGCCGGCUACCCUCGCCGAGUUCACGCUCGGGUCUGGUUCACAAGACUACUACGAUGUGAGCCUCGUUGAUGGCUAUAACCUUCCAAUGGUGGUGGAAGCUACUGGCGGUUCCGGUUCUUGCGCCACCACCGGUUGUAGCGCGGAUCUUAAUAGGCGCUGCCCGUCGGAAUUGAGUGUCGAAGGUGGCGACGCGUGUCAGAGUGCAUGUCGCGCGUUUGAGAAACCUGAGUAUUGUUGCAGUGGUGCAUUUGAUUCACCUUCAACAUGCAAACCUUCUAUGUACUCUCAGAUUUUCAAGUCUGCGUGUCCAAAAUCUUAUAGCUAUGCAUUUGAUGAUGCUUCUAGCACUUUUACGUGUACUGGUUCGGAUUAUACAGUCACAUUUUGUCCUUCUUCUCCAAGUUUGAAGUCUUUAAUGGAUUCUGGGCCAGGACAAUCGGUUGAGCAGGCUGCAGUUGCUACUACUUCGUGGAUAGCCAAUUUGGCUACAGGUGCCUCCACCAGAAGCCAACCCUUUGCAGCUUCCAAGUCUGCAUUUUUUGUGGCUGUCACUUUCAUUCUUUCCUAUUUAGUCUAUUAG